AUGAAGAGGUUGACAUGCUCACAAACAAUUGACACGAAAAGACAGAGGCCCGAAACCAUGGAACAUACACAGAAGAGUACUACACAAGAUACAUGCUCAACUUUCAGAAAACCAAUAGGAAAUCAAAUCAUUGGCAACACAACACAGAUGCAUUCAGUCAUUCAACAGACACACAGGAGUACUACACAGGAAUAUUGGGAUAUUGGCGAUGCAUCGUUCCGUUGCUUUCACUGUGGUGCCAAAUUUUUGUAUUCCGAGCGACUGGGCCAGCCAUCUAAACCUAAGGUCCCUAAGAGAGGUUCUGACAGAAAUAACCUAGAUGAGGAUGUAGUUCGUGGUUUAAAUGAGCUACUCCAUCAUUACAAUGUUUUGGUCAAGUCGUUCAGGAUGGCGCGAGAGACGAAUUGGUUUUGA
This is a messenger RNA of Striga asiatica, 414 nucleotides long. Lineage: Eukaryota; Viridiplantae; Streptophyta; Magnoliopsida; Lamiales; Orobanchaceae. The record is from the annotation of a GenBank genome assembly.